AUGCAGGACUAUGGUCCUCAGGUGUCCUGUUCACUGCACCUGCUGCUACUGCUGCUGCUGCUUUUGACAUCCCUUGCUGCAGUACAGAGUUUCCCAUACCCUCAGUCUGGCAGAAAUCCCUAUUCUAGGGAAUCUGCUAGUUUCCAGAGUAAUGAAGAAUGGAAGAAUGGAAGGGAUAUUGCGGAUUAUGAUGAUGAUGAUGUUCUGCAGUAUUGUGAUGGUGACUUUGAUAUUUACUACAUCUAUGACAAGUCCAGUGCCGUGACAAUGUGGUCUGACCUGUACACAGCCUGGGAAGACAUGGUGGAGAAAUAUGUGAAUCCAAACCAGCGGAUGUCCUUCAUUCUCUUUGAUGACAAUGCCAUAGUCCUAAUGCCACUCACUUCCAACAGUAUCGACGGUGGCAAAUCUGUGCAAGAGUUUGACGCUGGCUUGGCACUGUCAGCAUGUCUCACCUCACCCUUCUUCAACUUCAGAACAGAAUUCCGUGAAGAGCUCAGCAGAGCUCAGACUUUCAAUGAAUCUGGAUCAACAAUACUACACAAAGCACUGGCAGAGGCAAAUUACCAGAUCCAAGCAGCCAACUCAGGAGGCAAGACAAGAUCUAGUUUGAUCAUUGUUGUGGUUUGGGGGAUACUGUCACCAAAUGAAAUAAUAGAGUCUACGAAAGAGGCUGAUAAAGCUCGGAGCAUGGGGGCAUAUGUUUAUUGUGUUGGCAUGAACUUCUACGACAAAAGUAAGUUGAAUAAAAUUGCAGAUGAAGAAGAGAAUAUAUUCAUUGUGGAAGGCCCAUCUUCAGAUUUACAUGGGUUAGUAGAUUUGAUUGGUACGAUGACCUGCCUUGAACUCAGAUAUGUUGAGCCUUCCCCUCUUUGCAUAAACGAAACUCACCCAUUGGUCUUAAGGGGAUAUGGUUUUCACAACGCAAAGGAUCUCACUGAAGUUACUUGCAGAUUCAAGUUCAGUAAUACGAAUAUCAUCAAAAUAACUCCAACUGAUUUGAACUCCACUGUCAUUAUUUGUCCUAGACCAAAAAUACAGCAAUCUGGACAAACCAUCUUAGUUGAUGUUAGCCUGAACAACGAGAGAGACUUUCUUGCCCACACCAUCCCAGUGAAUACGUCUGACUGUCCUCAGGCUCCAAAUCGACCACAAGCUCCAAUAUCACCUGGGCCUUGCCAACCUUCCCCUGUUUCUCCACUGAAAAAUCUAAGAAAAGAAGCUUUGCUCAGCUCCAUGGCACUGACCCUGAUGAUGAUCCCUUUAUUGCUGUGGUGGGUCUGGUGGCUGUGCUGUAGAAAACCUCCCAAAGCAUUGCCAGCAUAUGCACCAGAGCCAAAGCCCAGAGAGGAAGAAACUCCUCCUGUGUCUCCCCCACCACCUGCACCACCGGUGGACACCUCCCCCAUUGUGGUCAUCUGCUCUUGCGGCUGCUGCCAUGAUGUUCGUGUGAGCGAAUGCCCAGAGGAGCAGUGCCCCAACCUCAACCUCCCAAGCUUCCUCUCUUCUGAAGUUUCCUCCUCGCCCCCAGGCCCUGAGUACCUGUUUGUGCACUCCUGUUCUCAGUGCUCUCAUCACCCAAACAGUUGUUCCAGGACACUACCCUAG
This is a messenger RNA of Meriones unguiculatus (Mongolian gerbil), 1608 nucleotides long. RefSeq names its product anthrax toxin receptor-like. Bases 1 to 1608 code for a protein of 535 amino acids. Gene Ontology annotation, cellular component: membrane. The transcript is spliced from 16 exons. Lineage: Eukaryota; Metazoa; Chordata; Mammalia; Rodentia; Muridae. Gene Ontology annotation, molecular function: signaling receptor activity. The record is from RefSeq and is a predicted model, not a curated record.